UUAUAUUUUGGGACAGAUGGGGUGAUAGAUUUAGGGUUAAUGAUUUAAACUGUUUUGCUCAGGAACUAUUUUGAUAGAUACAUAAAGCAAAACUGCCUAGCACAUAAGCACUUCACAGUAAACUGUUUUGAGACUGCAAUAUAGAUGCUUUUUCUUUUUUACUGGAUCUUUUGCUGAUCCCAUCUUCAUCCAUAUCCCCGCCAUUCAAAUUGAUCCAUUCAGUUGGAUUGCAUGCCUCUCAGAACAAGGGCGAUUCUAAUUCUAUCUUAUCACGAAUAAUUUCAUCACCAACCCAUUAUGCAUACAGGUCAAAUUUCAGUACAAAGGCGUGCCAAGCUUUGAUUUUUCUUCAGUGCAACUCUCACUAACGAAUGACCGUAGGUGUUACGUUCAUCCUUCUUUCCACACAAGAAUUUUAAUCCGUCAACUGUUUUUUCUCAUCAAGCAACAUGUGAUUCGAAAAAUCAUCACCUCCUUCGACUAGACGAGAACUUCUACUGCUCUUCCUGCAGAUAACACCAACGCAACAUUCUAACUGCAUGUUUCUUGUUUCUCCCACGUUAGUUUCAAGUUUCAACACUGUCCUCGUCAAAGCAAUGGCCAUGGACGCCUAUCAAUAAGUUUCUUCGAAACAAGCUGCUUAUCCAAAGUAGGGUCUCUCUACUGUUUGAUCAAGAUACAGAGGUUUCUCGCCUUCUUCAGGCUCCACGAAAUGGGGUACUUCCUUGAGCCAGCAAAGCAUGAAAUGCCCAAUUUCACUGCCUACAUCGACCCAUCGAUGACCAUGGCUUCAGGUUGGGCAGAUCUUCCGGACAACCUGCUGGACAUGGUCGCGCGGAGGACGGUCGGCAUCAAAGACUACGUCCGCCUCCGUGCGGUGUGCAAAUCAUGGCGCUCCUUCUUGAGCCCGAGGUCGAGCCCGCCGUGGCUGAUGCUCCCGUACGACCCGCGCGGCGAGAGCUGCACCCGGGGCUUCCUGGACGUCUCCGACGGGACCGUGCACGAGCUUGACCUGCCGGAGACCAGAGGCAAGCGGUGCUGCGGCUCGUCGCAGGGGUGGCUCGUCCUCGAGCGGUGGCCCGACGUUUGGCUGCUCAACCCGGCCACGCGGGAGCGCGUCCAGCUCCCGCCCCUGACGUCCCGUGGCGAGGCGUGGCCGUGCUCUCGUUUCAUGGGGAAGGGCGCGAGGGAGAGGUGGGAGGACCGCGCCUACAGAGGCCUGCGCCGCCCGCUCCCUCAGCUGGAGGUGCGCAAGGCGGCCUUGUCGUCGGACCCGUCCGUCGACGGUGCUUGCACAGUCGUGGUCCUCCUCGCCGCCAAGGACGAGGUGGUGUUCUGCAAACUGACGGACGCGUCGUGGACGACCCUCGCGUGCGCGCCGGGAGCGUUCAGCGCCGUGGACGUGACGUACCAGAACGGCCGGUUCAACCUCGUCAGCCACUACGGGCGCGUCGCGGUGUUCGACCUCGUCUCGCCGCUGCGCGAGGUGCCCACGCACCGGGACACGGUCCACGCCCUCGCGCACACGUGGGACGGCCGGUGCCUCGUCCAGCGGCAUGGCGGCGAACUGCUGAUGGCAGCGUGGAGCGGGAGCGGCCGCGAGCUGGCUGUCGUCAGGCUGGGAUCUGACGGGUGGUGGACGGAGGCAGGCGACGUUGGCGAAGACGUGGUGCUGUUGGCCUGCACGGAGAGCGGCGGUCAGGCUUUCGGCACGGCGACGUGCUCUGGUGGCAGGGGAACCAUGCUUGAUUCGUUAAAACUGACGAAUCUGCCGUGGUUUUCGACGACAAACGCGAGAGUUCUGCGUCAGUCUGCUCAGCCAUGGCAAUUGGGACGUCGUGAAGAUAAACCGUUGGUUUGAGCAGCUCUUCGGGGUGCCGGUCACCACCUCACCGGCUGCUUCGAUCACUAGCGGCUGCUUCUAGGACUUUAGGAUAUUUUUUGUAAUUUUGUUCUUUUUUUUUUGUACUCCAUACACCACUAGACAUCUUUAUACGGGUAUUCAAGGAUGCCUCUAGGUACUCUAGUAUGCGACUCAAAGCUGUAGGCAAGUACCUUACUACUGAAGGUCUACUAUAAACAUGACAAACAUGAACAUCCCAGCAGGAAGAGGAGUCGAUAGAGUAGCAAACAUGACGGCAAUGAACAUCUCCCUAGCACCCGGCCACGCGCCUAGCUCCGAGCGUUUUUUAAACACUGACGAUGUAAUAUUCAGUCCCAAAAACAUGUGGAUGUUCUGUAGACUGUACCAAUAUGAAGUUUUCAUUAUAGAUACAAAGUUACAUUUGCCCAAAA
Phragmites australis (common reed) is the source of this 2295-nucleotide messenger RNA. Its product is annotated as F-box protein SKIP23-like. NCBI's taxonomy places the organism in Eukaryota, Viridiplantae, Streptophyta, Magnoliopsida, Poales, Poaceae. The record is from RefSeq and is a predicted model, not a curated record. Bases 713 to 1861 code for a protein of 382 amino acids. Gene Ontology annotation, molecular function: protein binding. The transcript has a single exon.